This is a messenger RNA of Alnus glutinosa, 788 nucleotides long. RefSeq names its product glycine-rich cell wall structural protein 2-like. The record is from RefSeq and is a predicted model, not a curated record. The transcript has a single exon. Lineage: Eukaryota; Viridiplantae; Streptophyta; Magnoliopsida; Fagales; Betulaceae. Bases 164 to 628 code for a protein of 154 amino acids.
CCCCUCAACUGUCCAAUACCGUCCCCAUAAAUGCUGUUUUCACGCCAUCAUCACCACCACCACCACCACCCCACUUAUAUAUUGCUCCCCCACAAACACUUUCAUCUCUCCUCAUCACAUUUACCAACUACUCCUUCAUCUUGUUUACCAACUGAUCUACACAAUGAAACCCAUAACUACCGUUCUCUUAGCCAUUUUGCUCGUCACAGCUUCUGUCUCUCUAGGGGCCCGACCGGGAUCCGACGGGUCCUUUUCAGCGGAGCUCAAGCACUCCAAGGGCAAAGCCAAGGACGACAAAGGUGGUGGAAACGAUGGUGGCGUGGGCGGGUUCUUUGGGCCCGGAGGCGGGUUCGGCAUACCCGGGUUAGGGAAAGGUUGGAGCGGGGGAAACGGUGUGGGAGGCGGGUACGGAUUCGGGGCUGGAGGUCCUAAUGGAGGCUACGCUAAGGGUGGUGUCACAAGGCCUACUGUGGUGUGCAACGAAAAGGGUCCAUGUUACAACAAGAAGCUCACAUGUCCGGCCAAGUGCUUCACUUCCUACAGCCACUCCGGGAAGGGAUAUGGCGGCGGAGGCGGCGGCGGAGGGUGCACCAUGGAUUGCAAGAAGAAAUGCAUUGCUUAUUGCUAGAUGGGUAAUUACUAAGCAGCCAGUUUGCCGGUGUUUCUAGUUUCUUUCUAGCUAUGACUAAGGGCCUAUUAUAUAUGAUCAGAAGUUGUAUAAGUAUGAAACGACGUACUUUUAUAUAUAGCUUAUAUUAUAUAUAUAUAUAUAUAUCUAUGCUUUUGUC